Molecule: messenger RNA, 795 nt
Organism: Mesorhabditis spiculigera
Lineage: Eukaryota; Metazoa; Nematoda; Chromadorea; Rhabditida; Rhabditidae
Source: the annotation of a GenBank genome assembly
AUGUCAUACCUUCCGGGCUGCAGGGCCCGCUUGUUGCACACCCUCAUCCGAAGACAUUUUGCUAGCGGCUCCAAGGGCAAAGAACCUCCUCCACGACCCGACACCGGCGUGCUCGGCGGCUACCACCACACACCCCUCGGCGAUUCGGACAUGCCGCAGCGCACUCGAGUCUCCUACCUCUCGACGGAGAUGCGUGAGGCCAAGAUGACGGGCGUGCGCGGGCUCUCCUGCCUUGGAUUCCGAAUGAUCGACGGCAGUUUUCUCUACGGGCCCGUGGCGCUGUUCCCGAAGACGGCGUUGUCGUGGCGUGUGCUCACACCGACCGAGAUCACACCGGAAUCAUUGUCGCUUUUCGCGUGCCUCGAGCCGAAGAUUGACGUGCUGGUGAUCGGUGCCGGGGAUAAGAAGAACGUCGACAUGGUACGGAAACAAGUGGCCGGCUUUUUGCGCGAACACAAGAUUGGCUUGGAAAUUAUGGACACCGAGGAUGCUAUCGCGACGUUCAACUUUCUCAACGCGGAGGGCCGAUGUGUCGCGGCGGCCCUUUACCCCCCAGACGAUAUGAUCGUGACGGACGCCGAAUAUGGACGCGCGUUGAAUUUAUUACGCUCUGCCGAUACACUGGACGAGAACCCGCUGACACUUGGAAUAUUCGACGUGACCGGCUCUGACGAGGAUCUCGUGAAGAAACUUUGGGGGCCGACGGCUAGCUGGGAAGAAGUAAAAGAGAAAGUGCUGCGGAUAGGGGAGAUGAAGGAACAGCGGCAGCUAGAAGAUGGUUCCAAGAAGAAUGAU